AUGAAAGCCCGGCGACGUGGAGGGUCCCUACAUGCAGAACUCCCCUUUACAUAUACGCUGUUCAGCACCAUUGACGUCUACGGUGAUGACUUACUCGAUUUUACAGGAGAUGACAAACCUGAAAGACAUGCUGAGGUUACGGAAUUCCUGCGCAGGAGGGGAUCGGGUGCAUGUCGUGAUGCUCCUCUUGGGCCGUCAUCGUACCUUCACAUGAGAGAACCCUUCAGUUACAUUGCCGAAGGCUCCAUCAGUGAAAACACAUCCGAUGCAGGCGGCAGCUUUGCCCGUGUGGAAGAUGCCAUGCAACACGUGUGGUUCAUUUCGCAGCGUGAUGGAAUCAGCACUCCGUUUGCUCUCAACUUCUCGACAUCUGCGCAGUUUUUAAGGUACGCGGAGAGGGAAUCGUUGCAGUUUCCGACGUUAAGAUGUGGAUCAUCCACAAUGGCUUCGGAGCCCAUUGCAGCACAUGAAGGACCUGCUAAGUGGUUGGAUAUUCAAACAAAGAACAAAACUCUCGUUACGGAUAUUCUUUCCCACUUCCCCGUCUCGGCGGAUACAGUCGAACACUGCUGCUAUCCAGAUGAUAUGGAUCGUGUUAUUGCACAUUCCACGCUUGGAUAUUUCUUCUUUAACCUCAUGUGUACACCCAUCGCCUUAGGGGAAGUGGCACGUGGCCGCCAUCAAGUGAAAAGCGUCAUACAGCAGCGACUUGAAGCUGCAAUGAGCGCCGGUCCGCGUUCUUCGACCCCAUCGGCUGUCGCCGUUUCUGUUAUAGUUUUCUUUGAUUGGGUCGUAACGGUGCAUGAGGAGCCCUUUCAUGAGUUUGAUGACUUACUGCGUUUUAUACUGAUUAACUGUGGUAAUCGGGCGCCCGCAUCAAACAACCGAAGGCUCAUGCAGGUGAUGACGGCCCCUUUCAUAUUCGCUAGUUUCUUUCAAAUUGUUGUGGGACACUUAUUAGACAGCGAAUCGCUAACCAUGAUAGUGGACGAGGUCAGUGAUCUUGUGUUUCUUUCCAAGAGCACAGAAGGUCACAACGAAGAGGUUGUGCAGCGUAUUACCAACGCGCGCCGGUGCUUUGCCGAGUACGCCGCCGAGUUGACUAGACGUGAGUACAUUGCUUCUGUUCUUCUACAUUCGCAUAUGAUGGAUUCGUUUCUCACAAAAGACAAAGUUUGCCGUACACAAAUAGAGAGCGCUCAAGCUUACCUUUAUCGUAUGAGUGAUGAAGUUGGGGACUGUCGUGACACAGUCGCACUGACAAAUUGGUACCAGAAUGUGAAGGACACGUGGCACCAUCUUCAGUACGGUAAUAAGGCACUCCGUCAAACAGUUUUGUUUACUGAGUUGAUUAACAUUAUGUACCCCCUCAUCACACUUCAAACGCUUUUCUCCCUUAACGUGCGGAUCCCUUUCGCUUACUACGAGGAUCAAAUGGAAAAGGAUUUGAAACCGUUUUUCAUUAUGAUGGGGAUUGUGUUAUUCUUUUUGUUGUUGUGUGGGCGUGCGAUGUAUGCUCUGUGGCACAAGAAACACUGGUCGACGCGCCUGCUGGCAACGUAG
This is a messenger RNA of Trypanosoma brucei brucei TREU927, 1563 nucleotides long. RefSeq lists its product as hypothetical. The transcript has a single exon. The coding region runs from base 1 to 1563 and encodes 520 amino acids. Lineage: Eukaryota; Euglenozoa; Kinetoplastea; Trypanosomatida; Trypanosomatidae. The record is from RefSeq and is a predicted model, not a curated record.